UUGUGUCUCAAAAAUUUAUACGGUGGGUUUGAACUUUGAAGGCCAAAUCAUGCACAGUGCCUUGCAGUCACAGGUUCUGCAACUCACUUCUUCCUUCAGCUUUUACUUCGCAAUUCGUUAGUUUGCCCAACCCACGACUUUAUAGUUUUCCCAAUUGCUUCAAAUUUAUGAAACAUUUGACCAAAUCGUAUACCCUCUUUAGGGUUUUUGAGAAUCUUAAGGGAAUCUAGUGCUGCACGUGAUUGAAUAGAAUUAGCCCCCUACUCCAACUUACAUUGCUGUUACAAAUCUUCAAUUUUCCUUUUUGUUUUUUUUUUUAUUUUUUUAUUUUUCAUGUAAUGGGUAGUGUUGAAAUCCCCAAUUGGCUGAAAGGGUUGCCACUGGCCCCAGAGUUUCGCCCUACGGACACCGAAUUUGCUGACCCAAUUGCUUACAUUUCAAAGAUUGAGAAGGAAGCUUCCAGCUUCGGGAUUUGUAAGAUUAUCCCACCAUUGCCCAAACCUUCAAAAAAAUAUGUUUUCUCUAAUUUGAAUAGGUCACUUUUGAAGUGCCCGGAUUUGGGUCCAGAUAACAGUUCAUUAGGCGUCUGUAAUUCAUUGAAAACCGGUUCUGGGGAUGGUAGUAGUGAUGGGGUGUCUCGAGCUGUGUUUACGACAAGGCAUCAAGAACUAGGGCAGAGUCAGAGUGUGAAAAAAGCCAAAGGAAUUAUUCAGAAUCCACAGCCAGGUGUUCAUAAGCAAGUAUGGCAAAGUGGGGAGGUUUAUACUCUGGAACAGUUUGAGUCUAAAUCGAAGUCUUUUGCAAGAAGCUUGCUAGGGUCGGUGAAGGAUGUUUCUCCGCUGGUUAUAGAGUCUAUGUUUUGGAAGGCAACUUUAGAAAAGCCCAUAUAUGUGGAGUAUGCCAAUGACGUGCCUGGGUCUGCUUUUGAAGAGUCAAAGGGUCAAUUUCAUUAUAGUCAUAGAAGGCUGAGAAAAAGGACUUAUUAUAAGAGUAGGCUAGAUAGCUCUGAUUGUAAACAAACUGUAAUGGGUUGCGGAAGAGAUACCCAAACUGAUGAGACUAAGGGUGCUUCUGUCCAAAGUGACGCUGACAAAUGUUUACGGAUGACCAAAUCAGUUGAUACUGUGUCAACAUUUUCAUCGAAUGACGAUUCACAAUCUUUUAAAGAAAAGAGUUCAGAUACCGGCAAUGAUAUGCAAGGCACUGCUGGUUGGAAGCUUUCAAACAGUCCCUGGAACCUGCAAGUUAUUGCACGAUCGUCUGGCUCAUUGACACGUUUUAUGCCGGAUGAUAUUCCUGGUGUCACUUCACCUAUGGUAUACAUUGGUAUGCUGUUCAGUUGGUUUGCUUGGCACGUAGAGGAUCAUGAGCUUCACAGCUUGAAUUUUCUUCACACUGGCUCAUCAAAGACAUGGUAUGCUGUUCCUGGAGAUUAUGCGUUUGCUUUUGAGGAAGUCAUACGCACUGAGGGUUAUGGUGGUGAUGUUGAUCAUUUAGCCGCUUUGAAACUUUUGGGUGAAAAAACAACUCUUUUGUCACCUGAGGUAAUUGUUGCAUCUGGAAUUCCUUGUUGCAGGUUGACACAGAACCCUGGUGAAUUCGUUGUGACUUUUCCGAGAGCUUAUCAUGUAGGAUUCAGCCAUGGUUUUAACUGUGGGGAAGCUGCUAACUUCGGAACUCCACAAUGGCUUAGAGUAGCCAAGGAAGCUGCAGUUCGGAGAGCUGCAAUGAACUAUCUUCCCAUGCUUUCCCAUCAGCAACUGCUUUACUUACUGACCAUGUCUUUUAUUUCAAGAGUUCCAAGAACACUAUUACCUGGGGUGCGCAGUUCUCGAUUGAGAGACCGUCAGAAAGAAGAAAGGGAGUUUUUAGUAAAACAGGCUUUCAUAGAAGACAUGCUACAGGAAAACAAGCUGCUAUCCAUUCUUCUUGGAAAGGAAGCUGCUAAAAGAGCUAUUCUAUGGAAUGCUGAUUUGUUGCCAGAUUCCGGCAAAGGUUUUCAGUUACAUGGUUUAACUUCUACAACUGGAACCUCUGUGGAAAACAUGUCAAAUAUUAGUUCUGCCGAAAAAAGUGGUCAUUAUAUGCUUGAUGAUGAGAUGAGUUUGUAUAUGGAUUCUUUGACUAAUAUAGAUAUUGGUGGUGAUGAUCUUCCCUAUCACUUCGAAACUGAUUCCGGAGCAUUGGCUUGUGUGGGUUGUGGAAUCCUUGGUUUUCCAUUUAUGGCUGUGAUACAACCAACUGAGAAAUUGACAAUGGAACUUCCUGAUAAUCAUCUAAUUCAAGUUUCCUCUCCGGACUCUACUGCUGGUCUUCAUAGUUCCAUAUCACGGGAUCUUUCUUUUUCUGGACUUUCAUCAGUAAAGGAGAUGCCAGAUCAAUCAUUAAAUAAGUGCAGUAAAUGUUGGAAUACGUCCAGUAAAUUUUUUAGGCCUCGGAUUUUCUGCCUGGGGCAUGCUGUUCAAAUAGUAGAUAUGUUGCAGAGCAAAGGUGGAGCCAAUGUGCUUAUAAUUUGCCAUUCAGACUAUCAGAAAAUAAAGGCACAUGCCAGGGAAGUUGCGGAAGAGAUACACGGUGCUUUUGAUUAUAAUGAGGUUCCAUUAGAUACAGCAUCCCCAGAAAAUUUGACCCUGAUAGAUCUGGCUGUUGAUGGUGAAGAGCUUGAUGAAUGUGAAGACUGGACAUCAACACUAGGCAUUAACCUACGGAAUUGGGUCCAUACAAGAAAUAAUGCUCCUUCUAAUCAAGUUCCUUGGACGCUUGGGAGAUUGUUCCAUGAUAAAUGUCCUGCUUCAAAUAUUUUAGCUUUAAAUUGGCAGUCUCGGAGAUUUCGGUCGAAAAGGUCAAGCCAUUUAGCUCAGACUAAAUCCUCUCACAGCAUUGAGAGAAAGAAGGAUGAUCAGUCGGGUGGAAGAAUAAAUGACUCCACUGGGGACAAGAAGCUAAUUCAAUAUGCAAGAAAGAAGUUCAAGUCAAAGCAAAGUUUCCCUGUAGUAAGCAUGGUCUGUGAACUCCAAGAGAAGUCCCAAAAAGUGUCUGCUACUUUAAGUGCGGAACAUAAUAAUUGUGUUUCUGAAACUCUUCAAACUGAGGAUUUAAGGACCGAGGGUGCAUUGCCAUGUGCUUCUGCUUGUACUGAAAUGUCUGCAAUGCAUCCUGAAAUCCAGAUUGCUGAAAUGCCCAUUAGCACGAAUAUGAGUGCUGCUAAGUCACAACCUUCAAAUUCCAUUCUUGAUCGUGUUUUAAUGAUUGAUAAAGCUGGAGCACAGAUUGAGAAUCAAACCAUGCAGGAAUCAUAUGUAGACAGAAAUAAUGAUUUAACACCCAGUCAUUCCAAGAUGCACUACAAUACCAGUGUCUCAGAAAUAUGUAGCAAGGAGAGCCAGGAUUGUCAGGACAAGAAAUGUUCUAGCACACUUUCAGAUGCACCAGAUGGAAAUAUUGAAAUGAUUAAAAAAACUGAAAUUGCAGAAGCAGUCAUCAUUGAUAGCCACUGUAAUAGGUUAACAUUGGAUGAUCAAGGGCAUCAAGAAUAUCAGUCUACCAACAAAAGCAACAAUGAGGAAGCUGCUGUAUCAACUGCUUCAAUGGUAAAUCAAUCUACACUUACUUCUGUGGAUGGAAAAGUUGAAAGUCCAAAUAAUAAUCAUAUCUCAGAAAGAAUUAGGAGUCCUAUUUUCCUAGAAAAAACAACUGAGGAAGGAAUUGAUUCUAUAAGUAAAAUGGACAAGGAGCCUCGAAUUGAUGAAAGACCAAUUAGCAAACAUACUCCAAACGAAGUUUGUGAAGUUCGAAGAGAGAUUUUUGCUUCUGUAGACUUGCAUAAUAACGGAAUCUUGGAUGAUGAGCAACAAGUAACUCAGGGUGGAAAAAAUAGCAAAAGGGAAAUAACUCAUGUUUCAACUGAACAAUGUUGUCCAUCGUCUGUGCAGUGUCAGAUUGAAAAUGCGAAUAAAAUUAAUGAGGGCCCUGUUUGCAGUUAUGCUGCAGAAGGUGAAAAUAAAAGCGUAACUUCAAUAGAGUUAGGAUGUUCUGAAGUUUCAGGGGAAGCCUGUCCUAACAAAGACUCCUGUAUGCAAUUUUUUCCGGAUAAAGAAAAAGAAAUGAAAAACCAGUCGGUUAAUAGAAUUGAUGAGGAACUUUUCUCUGGCACGGAUACAUCGAUAAAAGACUCUUCUCUGUCAGUGCAGGAAUGCUCAAAAAUUGAGAACGAGAUUUAUGUUACAGAAAAGAUAAAUGAAAACAAAGCUGAUUUGUCACAUUAUAAAAGGGGGCUGGAGAGUUGUGAGUUAGCUACAGAAGUUCCCAGAUUAAAUUCCGGGAAGAAAAAAAUGAGGAAAGUGGAACGAACAAGGAACCAAUCUAAUUCUGACAACUUUAUUAGAAGUCCAUGUGAGGGGCUGAGGCCAAGAGCUGGGAAGAUUGCCGCUGAAAAAAGUAGAGUGGAAAUCAACCCAGUUGACAAGGAAAAUCAGGUGGCUAAACGGGCAAGGAGAUCUUCUGAAGUUUUGGUUCCUCGCAAAAAUAAAAAAGAUGGUGUUAAAAAGUCCCACAAGUGCGACCUCGAUGGUUGCCGAAUGAGUUUCAAGACUAAGGCAGAGUUACUGUUGCACAAACGAAACCUUUGCCCACAUGAAGGGUGUGGUAAGAAGUUCAGUUCCCACAAAUAUGCUUUACUUCACCAGCGAGUUCAUGAUGAUGAGAGGCCCCUUAAGUGUCCAUGGAAAGGUUGUUCCAUGUCGUUCAAGUGGGCUUGGGCAAGGACAGAGCACAUACGCGUACAUACUGGGGAGAAGCCUUAUCACUGCAAGGUGGAGGGAUGCGGCCUUUCAUUCAGGUUUGUAUCUGAUUUUAGCAGACACAGACGGAAAACGGGACACCAUGUGAAACCUCCUGCUUGAUAUAUAUUCAUGUGAACUUUUUGUUCUUGCAAACGUGUGCAUAUUUGCAGUUAGAUUGGUAAGAAAUGAGGCAUGGAGUGUUGUCUGACCAUACAUAAGCAUUCUGGUUAGUUGUAAAGUUAGGAUAGAAUGGUUGUUCUGUAGGUGCUCAAUAUCCAAUUCAUUUGAAGGCAGUUAGAGUUGGUAACUCCAGAGAGUUUUGAUCUUUCUCUAUAACUAGAAUUCAGGUCUAGCAGCAGCCUCUAAUGAAGGGAAAACCCUCCUUAAGGAAGCUGCAUCAUGUUGGUUGGUCAUGCCUCUGAUAGCUUACUUUUGUUGAUUCCUGUACUUACGGUUCUUUUGAAGGAGUUCAUAGGUCCUUCAUCUUUCUGGAUAUGUAGUUGUUCAUUACGGCUGUAUAUUACUUUGGAUUAACAUCAUUUGUUAUUAAGGGGGACAAGAAAACUGAGAGUAAGAACCAAGAUUUGUGCUCUCAAAGAUUUUAUGUACUUUCCUCCUGGCUAGUAAAUUCAGUGGUAAAACAUUAAGUUGACACUGCAUAUUCUUACUGGUUUUCUACUAUUUCCUGCUGUUUUUUCUAGGUAGUUUGAUUUUUCAUUUUUCUUUUAAAUUUUAUCUUUAAUACUUGUUAGUGUAAUAAACUCUCAUAGGAUGUAGUUAAAAUAUUAUAAUAUUGUUUAGAAUUAAUUUUAAAUUGUUAAAAUGAGCUCAUGACACUUGUAGUAAGCUCAUUAUUUAGUUAUUGGCAUGCUUUAGAUUAUUUGUAUUCCUCUUUAUUCAUGAUCAUCAAUGAGUAAUAUGAAUGUUGUU
Vigna unguiculata (cowpea) is the source of this 5711-nucleotide messenger RNA. It is a transcript of the gene ELF6, whose product is annotated as Zinc finger (C2H2 type) family protein / transcription factor jumonji (jmj) family protein. NCBI's taxonomy places the organism in Eukaryota, Viridiplantae, Streptophyta, Magnoliopsida, Fabales, Fabaceae. Gene Ontology annotation, biological process: regulation of gene expression; chromatin remodeling. The record is from RefSeq and is a predicted model, not a curated record. Gene Ontology annotation, molecular function: histone H3K4me/H3K4me2/H3K4me3 demethylase activity. Gene Ontology annotation, cellular component: chromatin; nucleus.